This is a messenger RNA of Endocarpon pusillum Z07020, 1485 nucleotides long. RefSeq lists its product as uncharacterized. The record is from RefSeq and is a predicted model, not a curated record. NCBI's taxonomy places the organism in Eukaryota, Fungi, Ascomycota, Eurotiomycetes, Verrucariales, Verrucariaceae. The transcript has 2 exons. The coding region runs from base 1 to 1485 and encodes 494 amino acids.
AUGGAUCGAAUAUCGCCAGAAAUCCUCUCAAUCAUAGUUGGGUAUCUUUACAGCCCUCCACCAGAAGCAACCACUCGCAUGCCAUGGGAUGAUCCUCCCCCACCUCCAACCUUUGUCCCAUACGCUUGCAUAUCUCGACAAUGGCAGCUCGCCGUCGAAGCUCACACUUUCAGUACUAUCAAUCUAUCGAGUGACGAGCUUGAUCAAUUCUCGGAGAUCUUCUCUAAUGUGCGCCGAAGAGGGUAUUUGAAGAGCAUCGAAUAUGAUGUUCUUCUGUCCACCUACAGUGAAGGCUGGGAGGAGAGUCGUGGACCAUCAAGGCUGAGAUUGAAAGCCUAUUCGCCCAUGGACAUGGGAUCCAGGUCUUACGAAGCCGAUCCUGGUCUCGAAGACGAGAGGACAGAGGGACAUUUUCUCGAAUUCCCAGACGAUUCCAAGUCACUGCCCGUUGUACCAAGAAUCACAUCAUUCGAACUCGAAGGAAGUGGUUGUCGCCAUCUUCACCUUGAUGCCGUUGGCAAGAUCCUAGCUGCCAUCCCACAGGUAGAGAGACUGGACCUGCGUCUCUACGAGCCCAAAAUGAAACGAGAAGCAAUGAGACGAGACCACCGAAACGCUUUGGCCCAAACCUUCACCCGUCUCUCCCCCCUCCCCUCUCUGAGAACCUUGCAUCUCCACUACGAGUCCCGUGAACCUCUCAACCACAGUUUCAAUCCAGGGGACCUACGAUCACCUAAUCAGACCGUCGAUGGACUCAGCAUCGCCCUCCACACCCUUUCAUCCUCACCAGGCAGCGUCCUCAAAGAGCUCUACCUGUCCGGCCCCUUCAUCCUCUCACCCCACCCCUUCUGGCCUCCUCAUGACGAGGAAAGCACCAACGAGAAGCUUUCCCCUUCAACUCUCCAACGCGUCACAAUCGAAUCCAGCGUCAUCACUCCAGAAGGAACGUGGUACUACACCGGCGACCCAGCCUCUGUACCCAUCAAUACCGACGAACUUAGAGGAGCCGACGAUCCCGACUCCGACUCUGACUCCGAAUCCGACUCCGACUCUGAUUCCAACUCAAAUGCGAGCACCGACUCCCUAGUCCCAGACUCCUUCAACGCCCGCCGCGAAGCUCUCCUCAACGGCGACAUCCCCAGUCAUAACUGGCGUACGCAGCUGGACGCUCCGCACGUCGAUAGCUUGAUCAGCGCCAUCGCGAGAGGUGUGCAGAACAUGCCAGACCUGAAAGGACUGUCAUUGAAGAUGGGUCUGCAGCUCCAAGGGUUCAGUGCUUUGAUUGUUGAGGUUCUUGAUGCGGGUGAGGAAUUGAGGGAUCCGCCGGUUAGUGGGGAGGUGGAUGGAAUGGGGAAGAGGAGGUUCAAGGUUUGGGUUGGUAGUGAGACGAGCUGGGAGAUGGAUGAGAAUGUCAAGGGGGAGAUGAGGAGGUCGCUGGGUGAAGACGGGGUCGUGACGGUGGAGACUUGGCCUGCUGAUCCAUAA